CGGCAUGCUCUGCCCUCCUCCCGGCAGGCAGGCUCCUAAAGAACGCUUCGCGCCCUCGCUCCCCCCACCGCAGCCCCCACAGCCCCAGAGAUGCAGGGAGGUCCCGCUGAGGAAGCGGGUCCGCCGGCGCCCGCUGCGGGUAUGAAGGAGACCCCUCAUGCUCCCCGGGGGGUCUCCAGGGAUCGGCAACCCUCCUACAUACGUCCGGGGUCCUCCCUUCUCAGCCGGGGGAAGGACGGGUCUGAGCGAGCGAGGAGGGGCGGGGUGCGAGGCCGGAUUUAUGAAUGAAGAGGGCGGCCCGCUCGCCGGUCCAGCGACCCCUGGCGGCCGCCGGGGCGCAUCGCGGCCACGGGAUUCAAGGGCUCUUAAUAGUGGUAACCGGCAAUGACCGUGAAGCCAGCUUCCGGUGCCAGUUUCUGGGUAAAGCACUUGGCAUUCAUUACAGCUCAUUACUCCUCAGCGGGGCCCUGUGAGGCCGGUUCAGUUAUUACUCCACGGGAUAGAUGGGGAAACCAAGGCUGAGAGGUAAGUUACCCAACUGGUAUGAAAUUGGGAUGCAAGGCAGAUCUGUCUUUCUCCAUCGAUUUCAGGCUCUCCAUAACCCACAUGACUGUGAGAAUUAAGAGGAAGCUUAUCUGCAAAUUGCCUGGCACUCUCCCUAACGUUCCCUUUUCCUUCCUUCAGAAGGUUUCAGGCUGGGACCACAAACACCUGAGUGCAAGACUCUGGGUCCCCUGAGGGAAGUGGGCUAAGGCCUGGCCUGGGGGCGCCCCUCCCUUGGGAGAGCCUGGGACGUCCAUCAGCUGUAGUGGCUCCUGAGCUCAUGGAGCCCUCGGCCACCCCAGGGCCCCAGAUGGGGGUCCCCACUGGCAGCGGGGAACCGUCCCCGGUGCCUCCAGACUAUGAAGACGAGUUUCUCCGCUAUCUGUGGCGUGACUAUCUGUACCCGAAGCAGUACGAGUGGGUCCUCAUCGCCGCCUACGUGGCUGUGUUCCUCGUGGCCCUGGUGGGCAACACGCUGGUCUGUCUGGCCGUGUGGCGGAAUCACCACAUGAGGACGGUCACCAACUACUUCAUCGUCAACCUGUCCCUGGCCGACGUGCUGGUGACGGCCAUCUGCCUGCCGGCUAGCUUGUUGGUAGACAUUACUGAAUCCUGGCUCUUCGGCCAUGCCCUCUGCAAGGUCAUCCCCUAUCUACAGGCCGUGUCUGUGUCAGUGGCAGUGCUGACUCUCAGCUUCAUCGCCCUGGACCGCUGGUAUGCCAUCUGCCACCCCCUGCUGUUCAAGAGCACUGCCCGGCGUGCUCGUGGCUCCAUCCUGGGCAUCUGGGCCGUGUCGCUGGCUGUCAUGGUGCCCCAGGCUGCUGUCAUGGAAUGCAGCAGUGUGCUGCCCGAGCUAGCCAACCGCACCCGGCUCUUCUCUGUCUGUGAUGAACGCUGGGCAGAUGAUCUCUAUCCCAAGAUCUACCACAGUUGCUUCUUCAUUGUCACCUACCUGGCCCCGCUAGGCCUCAUGGCCAUGGCCUAUUUCCAGAUCUUCCGCAAGCUCUGGGGCCGCCAGAUCCCCGGCACCACGUCGGCCCUGGUGAGGAACUGGAAGAGGCCCUCAGACCAGCUGGAGGACCAGGGGCAGGGUGUGGGCGCAGAGCCCCCGCCUCGGGCCCGUGCCUUCCUGGCUGAGGUAAAGCAAAUGCGAGCUCGAAGGAAGACGGCCAAGAUGCUGAUGGUGGUGCUGCUGGUCUUUGCCCUCUGCUACCUGCCCAUCAGUGUCCUCAAUGUCCUCAAGAGGGUGUUUGGGAUGUUCCACCAAGCCAGCGACCGAGAAGCCGUCUAUGCCUGCUUCACCUUCUCCCACUGGCUGGUGUACGCCAACAGCGCCGCCAACCCCAUCAUCUACAACUUCCUCAGUGGCAAAUUCCGGGAGCAGUUUAAGGCCGCCUUCUCCUGCUGCCUGCCUGGCCUGGGUCCCUGCGGCUCUCUGAAGGCCCCCAGCCCUCGCUCCUCUGCCAGCCACAAGUCCUUGUCCUUGCAGAGCCGGUGCUCUGUCUCCAGAGUCUCGGAGCACGUGGUGCUCACCAGUGUCACCACGGUGCUGCCCUGAGCGAGGGCCAUCCUGGUGGCAAAAGGGGGUGCAACCUAUCCCCUGCCUGGGCUGCUCCUCUGACUACUGGGGGACCUGCCCCCACUCCUCGUGGAAAGAUUGCUGGUUGCAGUGCGAGGCCGGGGCUCCUCGCCUCGUUUUCUGUUUAACUCUGGGCAGUGUCACUUCCCUUCUCUGAGCUGCGUCCCCUAAGUGGAUUGAUGUGAGGAUUAAGCACGCUCAAGAAGGUGGAAAGCUCUCUGUAAACUGUAAAGUGUUAUGGACAAGAUUAACGUUGUGUUCCUCCCACUUGGCUAUACCACACAGUACCAUCCAUCACCAUCAUCCUUCCAGAGCUUGGCCCUCCUCCCAAAGACCCCUCUCCUACCCAAUCAUAGGUCUUCCCUGGAGUCUGCUAUAAGGGUCCCAGCAGGCAUUUCCAUCUGGUCCAGGGGCUCUAAAGCCCAGGCUGCACUGGGCAGCGCUCCUUGAGGCCCAUGUGAACUAAUCUGAGCCCAGCCCUUCCCCAGUGGGAACAGAGCCCCACCCUCACCAGGUGCCAAGUGCACACACCACAGACUGCACCCCGUCGGUCGUGCAGUGAUAGGACACUCUCCAUGAGGCCGUUUGGUAUGGAGGCCAGCAGCCUGAAGCAACUGUAAUUAAAA
Molecule: messenger RNA, 2748 nt
Organism: Balaenoptera ricei (Rice's whale)
Lineage: Eukaryota; Metazoa; Chordata; Mammalia; Artiodactyla; Balaenopteridae
Gene: HCRTR1
Product: hypocretin receptor 1
Exons: 8
Coding region: 824-2101 (425 amino acids)
Biological process (GO): feeding behavior; G protein-coupled receptor signaling pathway
Cellular component (GO): membrane
Molecular function (GO): orexin receptor activity
Source: RefSeq, a predicted model, not a curated record